This is a messenger RNA of Tinamus guttatus (white-throated tinamou), 932 nucleotides long. The record is from RefSeq and is a predicted model, not a curated record. Lineage: Eukaryota; Metazoa; Chordata; Aves; Tinamiformes; Tinamidae.
GUUUCCCGCAGGGAACAUGUGCAUGCGGCACCGGGAAGAGCCCGACGCUCCUGCUUCCGCCGCGGCCUUCCUGCUUAGUUUUCCUGGGAAUUCCCUCUCUUGCAAUUGGAAGUCAGGUAGGGAUGCAGGAGGCGGCUUCGGAGGACGACGCGGCGGGGAGCUCCCCGUUGGACACGGAUGGACCUCGCGGAAAGUGCGCCGCCUCCUUCAAGCGCCGCUCGGACUUCAAGAGCCACCGGUUGGUGCACACGGAGGAGCGGCCGUUCCGCUGCGAGCUGUGCGGGAAGCGCUUCAAGCGCUCCUCCAACCUCCAGGAGCACCGGCGCAUCCACACGGGCGAGCGGCCCUUCGGCUGCGCCUGCUGCGCCAAGAGCUUCAAGACGCCCUACGAGCUGCAGCGGCACGCGCUCACGCACUGCACCGAGAAGCCCUUCAAGUGCGCCGACUGCGGCAAGGACUUCCCCACGUCCAACGCGCUGCUGCUGCACCAGCGGCAGCACUGCGACGACAAGCCCCACGUGUGUGGCGUGUGCGGCAAGAAGUUCACCUACGGCCACAGCCUCAAGGUGCACGAGCGCGUGCACACGGGCGAGCGCCCCUUCGUGUGCAAGACGUGCGGGAAGGCCUUCAAGCAGUCGUCCUACCUGGUGAUCCACGAGCGGGCGCACACGGGCGAGCGGCCCUACAAGUGCGACGCGUGCGGCAAGGCCUUCGCCCGGCCCUCGCUGCUGCUGCAGCACCACCGCGUGCACAGCCAGGAGCGCCCCUACAAGUGCAGCUUCUGCCACAAGUUCUUCAAGGACCUGGCCUACCUGGCGGUGCACGAGAAGGUGCACACGGGCGAGACGCCCUACAAGUGCAGCGUGUGCGACAAGGGCUUCGCGCACCCCUCCAACCUGCUGCAGCACCAGCGCGUGCACCGCGACGGAUGA